CGCAUUUGGCCGUGACCUUUCGCAAAAUGCUCCGCGUGUGGUGGCUGCUGACCCUGCUUGGCCUCGCGCUACGCAGCGAGGGCCAUACGUUCCUGCGCCACGACGAUGUGUCGCUUGGUGCGAACACUACGCUCUGCGGCGAGCCCGAGGCCCACCACGCCGGCUACUUGAACGGGCUUUUUUACGUCUUUUACGAGACGCGGGCGGCGAUUCGGGCGCCGACGGACGUGCCGCUCGUGCUAUGGCUCUCGGGUGGACCCGGUUGCUCGGGUAUGAUUGCAAUGCUCUUUGAGCACGGGCCAUGCAGCGUCAACCAAGCGACGCCGACAACAACGCUCAACCCGUACUCGUGGACGCAGGCAGCUCAUAUGAUCUACGUCGACCAGCCACGCGGCACGGGCAUGAGCCCUUCCAGAGACGCAUCGAGUUCGUGGACAGAGUCGUCGGCGAUGCGUGACUUGGUCGUUUUCCUGGAAGGCUUCUACCAGACGUAUCCCGCGUACGCAGCCAACGACUUGUACAUCUUUGGCGAAAGCUACGGUGGCCACUACGUGCCCGACUUGGCGCAUGCGAUCGUAUCGUCAACCAACUCGAACACGCGAGCCCUCCGCCGCAACCUCAAGGGCAUCGGCAUCGGCAACGGCCUCGUCUCGGAGCGCGCGAUUGCCGACACUAUUGGCGCAUUUGCCUCGACCGCGCCAGGCGGCAAGCUCACAGACUCGGCCGCGUCGAGCGUCGCGACGUGUGAAGCUGCUAUCGCCGCCUGCCAAUCGCCCGAGGACGGUGGCGUCCGCGACUGCUCCAAGACGGGCAUUUGCGAGUCGCUCGUCGGAAGCAUCUUAUCGCAAGCGCACCAGCAGCAAAUCAACCACUACGAUAUCCGAGCGCCGUGUUAUCCCGACGUCUUUGGCUUGUGCUACAAGUUUACGCCGCUCUUUCAGUACAUGAACAAGGCGUCGACGAUGGAAGCGCUUGGUCUCAACGGCGGCGUCUCGUGGGCGCCGUGCAACCAAGACGUCUUUGAACUCCACAUGGACGCGGAUUGGUACGAAGAGAGCGAGUAUCGGGUCGCAGAGCUGCUCGAGGCCGGCGUCCGCGUCCUUGUCUACGCCGGCGACUACGACUUGGUGUGCAACUGGAUGGCCCAAGACAAGUGGACACGCGAUAUGGUCUGGACCCAUCAGGCGCAUUUUGCCGCACAGCCCUUGGCUCUGUGGUCCUACGACGGCGACGUCGUCGGCGAGCGCCGAUCGUUUGGCGGGUUGACCAUGCUGCGCGUCUACAACGCUGGCCACAUGGUCCCGUUUGACCAGCCCAAGGCAGCCCUCGGUCUCUUCCGCUCGUUCCUGGCCGGCAACUAGAGCUCGUAUCGGUCGAACCAACAACGCACUAUCCCUUUGCGAUCUUACGCAGACAAUAAUACAUCGUCAUCAGAGCAAAAGACUAUGGCGUGUAUGACAUGCAAGAUCGUAACGACCUCGACUAGGUGCUGCUAAAUACACUGAUCCUACAUCGUCUUGAGAGGAUAUCUAGUUUUCUAA
Molecule: messenger RNA, 1541 nt
Organism: Saprolegnia diclina VS20
Lineage: Eukaryota; Oomycota; Saprolegniomycetes; Saprolegniales; Saprolegniaceae
Exons: 6
Coding region: 27-1361 (444 amino acids)
Biological process (GO): proteolysis
Molecular function (GO): serine-type carboxypeptidase activity
Source: RefSeq, a predicted model, not a curated record